Molecule: messenger RNA, 294 nt
Organism: Penicillium chermesinum
Lineage: Eukaryota; Fungi; Ascomycota; Eurotiomycetes; Eurotiales; Aspergillaceae
Exons: 1
Coding region: 1-294 (97 amino acids)
Source: RefSeq, a predicted model, not a curated record
AUGGCUUUCCAAAGGACACACCUGCUUACGCUUCUGCAACAUUUGUCUAAACCUCUCCGUAGGGCCAACGUGCGCCUACUACUGGCAGAAAUACCGGACUACAGGUAUCAAGCCCUUCCAAAAGUGACCUUGGUUUGGGGUGUAGAUUUUGGGGCGCUCCUCGUCCUCGGAUCUGGAGCUAAGCCGGUGCCGCCGGUACUUUUGUCACUUCUUUUCUCGGCCGUGAAGUUUGCCGCUGUCCGGCCUUCCCUUGGUGUCAAGGCGUUUCGGGUCGAUGGUGGCCAGCUUCGAUGA